AACCUCUCGUGGUGCGGCAGCAGAAAGAAGAAGAGUCACGAAUGCAGCUGCGAGGCACUAGCUGGAACGACACUGUUCAGGACACAACGCUUUCUAGGCAACUUAAGGUCUCGUGGAGCAUCCGUCCACGCCUCCACUAUAAUCCCGGGCACCAAUGCAAUCGCCACGAAGUACAGACCGCAACAUACGCGAACCAUCGCCUCGAACUCCGGAACCAGUACAUAAGCCAAGAAGUACGGCACAGAUCGGAACAUCAUCGACGCCACAGCCCGUCCAACCACGACAACUGCACCAUACUGUCGUUCAGGACAAAAGCAAACCGGUACAGGAACAGCCAGUUUCAGUGCACAGCAGUCCUAAACCCAAAUCACCGACCGGGGCAUCAGCGAUUCUCCCGCCACCAAAUCAGGGUGCUCCGGGAGAUUUGAGCAGUCCUAAACCCAAAUCAACGGCCGGGGCACCAGGGAUUCUCCCGCCACCAAAACAGGAUACUCCGGGAGAUUUGAGCAGUCCUAAGCCCAAAUCAACGGCCGGGGCAUCAGGGAUUCUCCCGCCACCAGAACAGGAUACUCCGGGAGAUUUGAGCUUCUUGGACGACAGAGGUCGACUAAUCAUAUACUGUACGGAACAAAGAAGUGAAGAUGGUGAUUGGCUCCUUGUGUGCAACAGUGAUGGUGACUCGAUCUGUUCCUUCAAACUUGAGCGAAAUUGCUGCGAACGGCUCUGGUGCCUGGGAAACGCCAGUUGCACCCUGCAUGGUCUGGAUGCUAAGAGUCGUCCCGUCUUGGAGCUGUACCGACCGCUACGAUGCCAGAGCGGAGCCCGAGGAUAUUGCUGCUGCGGUUUUUCCAGACAGGAAAUGCACGUGAAAGAUGCCUCUGGUGAAGCCAUCGGGUUUGUGUUCGAGGACGCCACCUGGGGGGCACUAUCGCUGUCCAUCUGUGAUCCAUCCAGAAAACCCUUCCUAAAAGUGGACGGGCCUUGCUUCUCAGCGUGUACCGCCCACGACGUAGUUUUUCAGUUGCGAAGCUCAAGCGGAGAGAUUGUGGGCUCUAUAAUUCGAGAAGACGACGAUCUUGGUAUGGACUCCCUCGUCUUGUCAUUUCCACGCAAGCUGAGCAGAACAGAGAAGGCCUGCGUACUCGCCAGUGGCUUGUUAGUGCGGUUCAUGGUGUGUGGUUUAGGCAACUGCACUGGUUGCUUUAUGUACUGCAUAUACAUUGCAAUAUCUAUAGCGACCGCACCGAUACAACGGCGCAUAACACAUCCGGGGAUGCGGUACUAGAACGAUCCGUAGUGGAGUGUCGUCGUUACCCGCACCACGCUGUCAUCGACUUGCCACUGCCGGUUCAAUAUAAUACUUGAUUGAAAUCUGCUUUGCAAUGUUUUAUUGUUCAUGUGUCCAACUCGUCCCACAUGUACACUGCCUUUGCAUGUACGAACUUCCCAAGAAACGGACAACCUCACCGCAGAUAGUAUUCUUCGCUGAAGCUUAUCUCCCUCAGUGUGGUGACCGUGAGAUUAUCGCUUUUCCCGUCGAGGCAGUUUGGAAUACCGGAGACAGCGGUACUGUUUGGCCGUCAUAUCCUGAAAAAUGAAUUCAAUUUUCUUUCACAUCGGGACAAUCUGAAGGUGUCGGUUACGAUAUGUUAUUCUCUGUUUACGUGCACGCCUUGCACGUCUAUGCACGCUUAGUAGAGAUGUGGUCUUCGUGCUUGCUGUCAUGUCGUCGUCGUACUGGGAGGAAGCAUCGCAAGUCACCGUGCAAGUCAUUCCCGAUUAAGGGAAUAUUCAGUGCGAUAUUCAGUGUCAAUAAUAGAUUUAACAGGCCGCCUUUGCAUCUGCGAUAUGAUGCCGUGCACAAUAUCAUGCCGUGCAUUUGUCAUGGCACACGCGCGACGUUACCGGAGCUCCGUUUGCGAAUCGCCGGUACGGAUCUCCGAGAACUGCCGUACCGCAUUCGACUAGUAUAUCUGUGAAGUCAAGCGGAUCGCGGUGCCCCGCUAGGAGACCGG
Messenger RNA from Ornithodoros turicata, 2015 nucleotides. RefSeq names its product phospholipid scramblase 3-like. Lineage: Eukaryota; Metazoa; Arthropoda; Arachnida; Ixodida; Argasidae. Gene Ontology annotation, cellular component: plasma membrane. The record is from RefSeq and is a predicted model, not a curated record. The transcript has 7 exons. Gene Ontology annotation, molecular function: phospholipid scramblase activity. The coding region runs from base 155 to 1285 and encodes 376 amino acids. Gene Ontology annotation, biological process: plasma membrane phospholipid scrambling.